Caenorhabditis briggsae is the source of this 330-nucleotide messenger RNA. It is a transcript of the gene Cbr-msd-3, whose product is annotated as Protein CBR-MSD-3. The record is from RefSeq and is a predicted model, not a curated record. Bases 1 to 330 code for a protein of 109 amino acids. Lineage: Eukaryota; Metazoa; Nematoda; Chromadorea; Rhabditida; Rhabditidae. The transcript has 2 exons.
AUGUCCUUGACCGCCGAUUCACCAGCGUGCACUGUUCCAGCUGCCGGAGGAACUUCCGUUCACAAACUGGUCAAUGGUGGAGCCGAAAAGAUGAUCUUCAAGAUCAAGUCCUCCAACAACAACGAGUACCGUAUCACACCAGUCUUCGGCUUCGUGGACCCAUCUGGAUCCAAGGAUCUUACUAUCACCCGUACCGCUGGAGCGCCAAAGGAGGACAAGCUGGUCAUUCACUUCGCCGUCGCCCCAGCUGACGCCACUGAUGCUCAGGCUGCGUUCGCUGCUGUCACUCCAGCUGGAACCGUCACCAUCCCAAUGUCUGCAACCGCAUAA